This is a messenger RNA of Bombina bombina (fire-bellied toad), 1260 nucleotides long. RefSeq names its product metalloproteinase inhibitor 2-like. Gene Ontology annotation, biological process: negative regulation of endopeptidase activity; negative regulation of membrane protein ectodomain proteolysis. Lineage: Eukaryota; Metazoa; Chordata; Amphibia; Anura; Bombinatoridae. The record is from RefSeq and is a predicted model, not a curated record. Gene Ontology annotation, molecular function: metalloendopeptidase inhibitor activity; protease binding. Gene Ontology annotation, cellular component: extracellular matrix.
AUGCGGUCAGCCCCGGUGUCCGUCCUCCUGGCCCCCGUGGCCCUGCUCGUCCUGCUUUGGCCCUCAAAUUGGUUAACCGAAGCAUGCAGCUGCUCUCCCGUGCACCCCCAACAGGCCUUCUGCAACGCGGAUAUAGUAAUCCGGGCUAAGGCCAUCAGUGGCAAAGAAGUGGAUAGUGGGAAUGACGUUUAUGGGAAUCCCAUCAAAAAAAUUCAGUAUGAGAUCAAACAGAUCAAGAUGUUUAAAGGUCCUGAUAAGGAUAUUGAGUUCAUCUUCACUGCUCCAUCUUCUGCUAUGUGCGGUGUGACUCUGGAGACAUCUGGAAAGAAGGAAUAUUUGAUUGCAGGAAAGGCUGAAGGUGAUGGAAAGAUGUAUAUCACACUGUGUGACUUCAUUUUUCCAUGGCAUUCUCUGAGUGCAACUCAAAAAAAGAGUCUCAGCCAGCGAUAUGAGAUGGGCUGUGAAUGCAAGAUUUCACAAUUUUCUUUCAUUCCAUGCCUUCUCACUUCCCAAGACGAAUGCCUGUGGACCGAUUGGGUGACAGAGAAGAGCAUAAAUGGACGACAGGCAAAACACUAUGCCUGCAUCAAAUGCAGUGAUGGUUCUUGCUCCUGGUACCGAGGGAUAGCUCCUCCCAAACAGGAGUUCCUUGACAUAGAGGACCCAUAGCCCCAACUACUCUCAUGCCCCAGAUAUUAGCCCUGUGGGUCCAGAUCAGGAGGAAAAGAAGUGGGUAACUUAACAAGGCCCAGUACUGAUAUCCGUUCCUGAAAACCACGACCAAAUGAGAGUGGCUGUAUUGCAAACUGUCCUUGUGGGGAUUUAACCCCUACAUUGCUGAGAAGAUUGCAGCAUUGAAGGGAUUAAUUUCACCAGGACAGGGGGACCCAGACUCUCCCCACACUCCCCCCCCCCCCCCAUUCAGUUCAGUGCGCACAAGGCCCUAGGGAGAUUGCACCAUUUAUUUUGUGUAGCUGGUCUACAGCCUUUUCUCGCAAUGAGAAGGGAAGUUCUUUUUCUUAAACCACUCACAUUAUUUAGCUCCUUUUUUAUUUUUGUUUUAUCAAUUCCAGGAAGAGUGCAGAGCAGAAUUCUAGAUUGUGGGCCCUUUGUCUUAUCACGACCUUCCUUUGUAGCUAGAGAGGUAUUUGGUAUAUUUGUAUAAUUUAAAUUCCCUCACUUUAAGUAAUUUGUGUUGUGCAACAUAGCACCCCAACCUUUCUACAAAUACUGAUCUUUUUGUACAGAUUCAUUUAGACU